Molecule: messenger RNA, 372 nt
Organism: Microthlaspi erraticum
Lineage: Eukaryota; Viridiplantae; Streptophyta; Magnoliopsida; Brassicales; Brassicaceae
Source: the annotation of a GenBank genome assembly
AUGGACAACGCAGAGACAGAGCAACAAGAAGAAUUCAGUGAAUGGGUAGUGAUCCAAACCUCUCCAAAAUCCCCACCAACUGACGCAUCUACCCCUCAAAACUCACCGACAUCACAACCGAGCCACCGACGUGAAUAUCCACCGGGCAACGAUGACGAAGAAGAUGAUGCCGUUAUCCCCAUCGUCGUCGGAGAAGAAGAAGGCGAAGAAUCAUCCUCCGCCGUGAAUCUCUCGCUUCCCUGGCGCGUGAUCAAGAUUUCCAAAAAGCGACUGAUAAAUGAAGAUGCAACUAGUUUGACGCAGAUCGUGAAUCAGUCAGGAAGUGCAUCAGGACGUAUGGACGGACUUGUAGCGGAGCUAAGUGGAGCUUAA